Messenger RNA from Condylura cristata (star-nosed mole), 957 nucleotides. RefSeq names its product olfactory receptor 10AC1-like. Lineage: Eukaryota; Metazoa; Chordata; Mammalia; Eulipotyphla; Talpidae. The transcript has a single exon. Gene Ontology annotation, cellular component: membrane. Gene Ontology annotation, biological process: G protein-coupled receptor signaling pathway. The coding region runs from base 1 to 957 and encodes 318 amino acids. The record is from RefSeq and is a predicted model, not a curated record. Gene Ontology annotation, molecular function: G protein-coupled receptor activity; olfactory receptor activity.
AUGGAGAGCCCCAGCAAUGCCUCCGCGCCCUGCGGCUUCCUCCUCCAGGGCUUCUCCGAGUUCCCACACCUGCGGCCAGCGCUCUUCCUGGUGCUGCUGGGCGUGCACCUGGCCACCCUGAGCGGCAACCUGCUCAUCCUCGUGUCGGUGAUCUCCGUGCCCACGCGGCCACCCAUGCUGCUCUUCCUGUGCCAGCUGUCGGCCAUCGAGUUCUGCUACACACUGGUGGUGGUGCCCCGCUGCCUAGCGGACCUGGCUAUGCCCAUCCAGGGCCGGGGCAGCCCCAUCUCCUACCUGGGCUGCGCGGUGCAGAUGCAGAUGUUUGUGGCGCUGGGCGGGACCGAGUGCUUCCUGCUGGCCGCCAUGGCCUAUGACCGCUACGUGGCCAUCUGCCACCCGCUGCGCUACGGGGCCUUGGUGACCCCAGGGCUGUGUGGGCGGCUGGCCCUGGCCUGCUGCCUGGGGGGACUGGCGGUGUCCGUGGGGCUCACGGUGGCUGUCUUCCACCUGCCUUUCUGCGGCUCCUGCCUGCUGGUGCAUUUCUUCUGCGACAUCACGGCGCUGCUGCACCGGGCCUGCACGCGGAGCUACAUGGACGAGCUGCCCCUGCUGGGCGCCUGCAUGGUGCUGCUGCUGCUGCCCUCCAUGCUCAUCCUGACCUCCUACGGCGCCAUCGUCUCGGCCCUGCACCGCCUGCGCUCCCCCGAGGGCCGGCGCAAGGCCGCCUCCACCUGCGCCUCGCACCUGGCGGUCACCUUCCUGCACUACGGCUGCGCCACCUACAUGUACGUGCGGCCCAAGUACACCUACGCCCCGCGGCGGGACCGCACGCUGGCGCUGGUCUACACCAACGUCACGCCGCUGCUCUACCCGCUCAUCUACAGCCUGCGCAACCGCGAGAUCGCCGCCGCCAUCCGCAGGGUGCUGGGGCGGCUGCGCUCGGGCAGGUCUGGGUGA